Molecule: messenger RNA, 1002 nt
Organism: Camponotus floridanus (Florida carpenter ant)
Lineage: Eukaryota; Metazoa; Arthropoda; Insecta; Hymenoptera; Formicidae
Product: short coiled-coil protein B
Exons: 4
Coding region: 186-608 (140 amino acids)
Cellular component (GO): trans-Golgi network
Source: RefSeq, a predicted model, not a curated record
GUAGUAAAUUUAUCACAGUGUGUAUAAACGAUAAUUGAGGCCGAAGCCGCGAAGAAAAUCGAGAUAUCUCGAUUGGACUCUCGUGUCCGGGGAUCGAUAAAGUUGAGUCAAUCGCGAGUCGCGUCAGGUCAUCUGUCAGUCGCGUCGCGUGUGAUUCCUGGUGAUUCCGAUCAGCAGAUAUCGACAUGUCAGCGACGAUGACAGCCAAGCUGCAGGAUGACAUGAAUAGCAUACCCCUCGCAGAUGAUGAUCCGCAAGUAAUAAUACCAGAGGAAGAAAUCUUGGACAAUGCUUCGCAUAUAUCUGAUGCGCUAGGAAGAGGACGUAGUAUGGAUUCUAUCCCAUCGACAUUUACUAACGGAAGCUGUAGUCCAAAUAGUUUAGAUCCAGAUAUCAGCCCAGAUGAACAGGAAGAGAAAGCUAGACUGAUUGCGCAAGUUCUCGAAUUGCAGAAUACUUUAGAUGAUCUAUCACAAAGGGUGGAUAGUGUGAAGGAAGAAAAUUUGAAGCUGAGAAGUGAGAAUCAGGUUCUGAGUCAAUACAUUGAGAAUUUAAUGUCAGCAUCUAGCGUGUUUCAGUCAACAAGUCCUAAUACUAAGAAGAAGUAAAUAACCAAAUUAAUUAAAUAAAUUAGAUUAAAUUAUUAAAUAAAUUUACGAGCCAGCUACAGAAUCUUGAAAUAAUUAUGAUUGUUUUGACUUCUUCAAAAGUAUGUGUUUAGUCAUGCAUUUAAUUUUUUCAUUUAACAAAGGAUAAUAUAAAGCUUUUAAAAAUAUUGUGUCCAGUAUACGUAGUAUUUUCAAUUCAUCUUUGUUAAUUUGUAUACAUUUUUUAAAAAAAGCUAAGUAUUUCUGAUCAAAUAAUCUACUUUUAUCAGUCAAGUAUAAUGAAAUAUCCUUUUAAAAUAAUUAAGACUAUUUAUAAUGCAUUCACUGUGACUGUGACUUGAAAAACACGCUUAUAAUUAUGAUUAUGUGCACCAAAGAAUCUUGCAUUUUUACA